Molecule: messenger RNA, 2518 nt
Organism: Pungitius pungitius (ninespine stickleback)
Lineage: Eukaryota; Metazoa; Chordata; Actinopteri; Perciformes; Gasterosteidae
Gene: grem2a
Product: gremlin 2, DAN family BMP antagonist a
Exons: 2
Coding region: 1478-2056 (192 amino acids)
Biological process (GO): animal organ morphogenesis
Molecular function (GO): receptor ligand activity; BMP binding
Source: RefSeq, a predicted model, not a curated record
AUAUAUAUAUGUAUAUAUAUACAUAUAUAUAUAUAUAUAUAUAUAUAUUAUGAUUAUUAUGAUUAUUUAUUGUGCAUAUAUUUUGCUUUGCAUUAUUUUACUGCAUUACAAUAAUUAGCACACAUGGUUUUCAUCGCACUUGUAAAGUUAUAUUCGAAACUACAAAAAUACUGUCUCCUGUCUUAUGUAGAACAUUAUUCUUUGUUUGAUCUCCUGCAUUUAUUUUUAUACCAUAUUUAAAAACACCUUUACUCAAUUGUAUUAUUAAAGUUGCCCCUAUGUCUGUUACAAUUUGCUUGGUUUGGAUUUUUUUUGAAAGACGUUAAACAAACUAAGUGCAACUUAAGUAUGGUUUAAUUUUGUGGAGUUAGAAGAAUCAAAUAAGCGCUUGAAUAAUGCACUUUGUGUUUUGGCCACUAGAGGGUAUCAAAUUAUUUCCCACUGCAGGAAUCUGCAUCCUCUCAGCAGCCAGUUCCUCCUCCACAAAGAUCAGCAAAAUGCACCACGGUGCUCUGCUGACAAAUGAACUCUUGUAAAUGCAAGCGUCCUCAUCCUCUGAGGGGUGUUGUUCAGACUGCACCCACGUGAGGAUUUUUCGCAGGGCCUGUUGAUGUUUCAGCUCUUUGAUGGCAGAGGUCAGCUCAGCAAGAGCCACAAAACAGACAAACAUUUUUGUCUCAGUAGCGCAGAGGAAUUUGAAUUGUGGCAUUUUUUUAAAAAGUAUUCCGUUAGUCUGCCUGGUUACAUAAAUACAACGGUUUAUGGAUUGGAGAUUAUGGGUUAUAAUUUGAUGCAUUGCCAAUGAGCGAGGAUAAUUUAUGGCUAUUGGUGGAAAAAUGUCAUUCUAUCCUAAAAAAAUGUAACUCUAUAAAUCAAACACAGGGGAAUGAGUAAAUACAACUCACAAUGGGAAAAAAGAAACAAGACGAAGAAAAAGCUAUCUUAGUUUCAUAUAUCACCGAUGGAUAGAUUACAAAAAAAUAUAUAUCACUAGGCAGAGAGAAAAAGACAGCUUUAAAGAAAACCUCUGAUUCCCACAAUGACCAAUAGGAUAAACCCUCCCAGUUUUGAGGAGGGAAGGGGGUGGUGGGGAUUGAAACCAAGGCAGGUCUUACAGUGAGUCAAACACUUUCAAAGUCAGACCACAGACAGUCUCCGCAGCACUAAGAUAUGGGCUUUCUGUGGAGGAGAUCCGGAGAUUCUUUCUAAAAGGUAUAGUUAAAAAAACCUAGGAAGAAACAGUUUAGAGAGAAAGAGAAACGACUUGUCCAGGAAGAUGGAGCACUGAUCGAGUCCACAAUUUAAAAAAAAACAACUUUAUUUGCUAGAGAAGAAAAAGGAGCAAGGAUAAGCCUCAGGAUACCACAGAUUAUGUUGCCAUGGAAACCUGGAAGCGGACGCAAGGACCACUGAAGGUGGACAUCUUCCCUUGACUUGUAUCCUCGACAAGUUACUGUAGCGACCCUGUGGUGAGAGAAUGCUGUGGAGAAUAACAAUCCCAGUCAUACUGGCUGGGGUGCUCUGCAUCACCGCCGAGAACAAAAAGCACCGGCCCCAGGGAUCCAUCCCGUCCCCGCACAAGACCAAAGGGAACUUGUCCACGGUGCGUCACCACCGGCUACUGCAGCAGAGGCCGGAGGUGCUGGCCUCCAGCCGGGAGGCCUUGGUGGUGACGGAGCGCCGGUACCUCCGCAGGGACUGGUGCAAGACCCAACCCCUGCGUCAGACAAUCAGCGAGGAGGGCUGCCGCAGCCGCACCGUGGUCAACCGAUUCUGCUACGGCCAGUGCAACUCCUUCUACAUCCCCCGGCACUCGGGCCCCAACUCGGGCGAGGGCCAGAGCCGAGGCCGAGCCGUGGGCUCCGGGAGGAAAGGCCACAGCAAGGCGCAGGAGCCGUUCCAGUCCUGCUCCUUCUGCAGGCCGCACCGCGUCACCCAGCUCACCGUGCAGCUGGACUGCCCGGACCUGCAGCCCCCGUUCAGACACCGCAAGGUGCAGAGGGUCAAACAGUGCCGCUGCACGUCUGUGGACGUGAGCGGCCACGGGAAGCUGUGAAGGGGGGGAGGGGGGGGGGGACUAAGAAAGGACGCACCGAUCCGUCAGAGGCAGACAUUCACAUAGUUCGGCAAAAGCAAGGAUUGGCUCCGCAGUUGAUUUUUCUGCAUUGUGUUCAAACGAUGAAAUGAUAAAAAAAACACAAAACUAUUAUUGCUAAACAAAGGCUCAACCUUGAUUUAAUCAGAGACUAUCAGCCAUGCUGGCAGGAUGAUGCUGCUGAAAGAGACUGAUUUAAUUGUCCUCAAUAGACUAUUUCUACAUUUGUCAUUUGAUUCCUUUGUGAUGAAGUGCCUCGGAGUUUUAAAACUACAAAACAAAGUGAACUGCUGAUAAUGAAGCCUUUUAAAGCAAUUUCAAACUGUGUAACAUUAUGUUAAUAAUAAUGUUUUCAUGCAAGUGGAUCUACAGUAAUUACAGAGUUUAACGCAAUAUUUUAACCUGUAGGAGAUGGUGUUUUAC